Messenger RNA from Rodentolepis nana, 3168 nucleotides. Lineage: Eukaryota; Metazoa; Platyhelminthes; Cestoda; Cyclophyllidea; Hymenolepididae. The record is from the annotation of a GenBank genome assembly.
AUGAAGAACGAAUCAGCUGAAAUCAUGCCUUCUCUUAGCUCAAGCGACUGCGAUGAAUUUUCUGCCUACAAUUUUUCUAUGGAAACAGGCUGUGAAAUUGCUCCUAUACAUCUAUUCCGGCACAUCGAAAAAAACGAGAGCCUAAAUUUUAGAACCCAUCAAAUUGUUGAGAUGGAUUUGGCUGCUUUUUCUAAAGCUACCUCCUUACGAAUUCCUAGUGGGUCAUAUUUUUGGCCAUGCGAAGUUAUAUGCGCCAUAAACAUUAAAUGCAAAUUUCGCUGGUUGCAUUCUGCGGAAAUUAAUCCUUGUUUAAAAUUUUUUACAAAGGGAGCAGAACGGAUCCCCCCAUUCUGGUUAAAUAUUGACAAAAAAUUUUGGGAGCUAGUUCACCCUAUGGGGUACUCUCAAGAAAAUAAUUUAGACUGGAUUUCUCCCCACGAACUACUUCAGUGCAAAUCAACUGACGAGUUUCUUGAUCGAAAAUCUCGGCCUGGAAUUCCAGACUUCAGUCAAGAGUUUGAAAAAAGAGUGCUCAAUUCACUCAUCUCUCCUUUAAUUUUUAAUGAGAAAGCCAUGUAUUUACGCGAUAUGCUGAAAGUUGGCGAUUAUUUGGAGUGCAGAAGUUUAGCCGAUCCUUCUGAUGUAUGGCCCGUUAAAAUUCUAAAAAAUUACAAUGGGCGUCUUGUGGUCUCUUGGCUUGGUAUCAAUGCUGAAUUCGAUGAGAAACGCGGUGUUUUCAGAUGCGGCACUAAUAUCAACCUCAACUGUCUGGAUCAGCCAGUAUUUUCCAUUUUUCUUUGGGAUCCUCGUAUUCGGAUGUUGGGCUAUAGUUAUGCCCAUUCAAUUCGCUAUAGGCCACCCAAAUGUCUUAUGACUAUUGAUGCUAUAGAAAUCGGAUCGGAUUUCAUUCAAGCACAUUCCCCAUUUCAUGAUGUGCUACCGUGGAAUGGACAUCUAUUCUUUGCUCCGGACCCACCUAAACAUCUGUUCAAAGUGGGAACAAAACUAGAAGCUUUUGAUAAUUCGAAUCCAUUUGGCGCUCGUCCGGCCACAGUUGUCGAAAUUCUCUCCGAUAGGUACUUUGUCGUGAGAUUCGACGUUCUCCCCUCACUUCAUCGUCUUAAUUCAAGAAAAUCUGUUGAACACCAUCCAAAGGAGUUUGUAGCUCACGUUGGUAUGCCUCAAAUAAUGCCUCCAAAUAUGUGUCGAUAUUAUGGACUCAAAUUAUUCCCUCCGGAAAAUUGGCCAAUUGGUCAACCCUUUAAUUGGAUCACGUAUGCUAGGACCUUAUUGAAUGAAUCUAAAACUCCAUCCAAAUUGCCAUCAUAUCUACUUGUAACCGAGGAAUUUUUUCAAGCUCUCAUUAAGUCCCUCUCCAUCCCUAUUGAUCGGUAUUUCAAUUCCACUGCUCCAAAAUCCAAAAAUUCAGAGGAUUUCCCACUUGACACUUAUUCACCUCUGCAAAAUAUUGGUAUGGGUGGCGGUAGUAGUAGCGGAGGGGUAAAUCGAUUGAAGCGUUCAAAAUGCAGUGACCUGAGUGAUAAUAGUGGUCUGUGGGUUUCCCGCGAUUUUUGUCCAGGCAUGAGACUAGAAAUGGCCCUUCCGCUCCACAUGUGGAGGCAUACACAAUUCAACCAAACUAUUGGUGAGGUCGAAUUUCGUGAGGGUCCAAUUGUGACUGCAACUGUGAUACGAUGUCAGGCUGGCUUACUUUGGCUCCUUCCUGAUCUCUUACCUAACUGGAGUCCAUAUGCUAAUGAGGACUAUACUGUAAAUACCCCAAUUGUGAUUGAAUCCUCAUCUACCUCCCUGUAUCCACUCGGUUGGAGUCAGGAAAAUCGUCAUCCCUUUAUUCCCCCUGCGGCUUAUCUUCGACCACCAUUCCUUCACUUAUCUGUCAAUCCUCCGAUCUGGAAAACGCCAACUCAUCCCAAGCCCUCUUUUCCUCAUGUCAAUGGCAUAGUAAAAAUAGAUCAGUUCUACUCUCAAUCGGAAGUCUGUCCAAAAAUCUACAUCAACAGCAAAUGCUACUGUGGACCCAAUAUAGUUAAGACGAGACUACAAUUCUUACAGCGCGAGUUUGGGCCUGGACCUUUAGAGUUAACAUUAAUUCGGUUAAUAAAUAAUCUCGCAAUGACGGUGGACAAAAAGGCCUCAGUUAAUCGGGCUUUCGAUGCUGACUGGGUGAAGAAGUCUGUCAAUGUUUCUUGUAAUGGUUUGAAUGGCAAAAAACGCAGAGAAGUAAAGGCAGAAGCAAUAAGGCGAUUUCAUGCUGGAAUGAAUUUAGUCACAUUCUCCUUCCGUUGUCCCAACAAGGGCACUCAAAUCCCUAUAACUUUGGAAAUUUGCAAGCGGGUUCGAGCUGUUGAAGACUUUUUGCGCCAGGUAAGCAUUAGUCUCGAGGCUUGUCCAUUCCUUCUGAGUACUCAACAAUACGGAGCCGUGGGUCAAGAGUGUCCCCUAAAGUGCCAUGAUUUGUUAAACUCUCAUCGCAACAACUCCGUUGACAGCAGCAGCAGUAACAACUUCGUCUCCCCGAUAAUUGUAAUAGCUGACGAUACUAUUAUUUCAACAGCCGCCCUCCUCAAUUCUGAACUACGUAUUUCAAAAGGUAAUAGUAAACGCCCUCUCAUGGUCUCCUCUCGACUCCUGAAUGAUCGAUCUCUCCUCCCCCCACUCCUAUACGACUGGAACCCCUCAGGUGCGAAGAAUAAUCAGGGUAAGGGCGAUGAUGGGAAGUCCAUUGAAAAUCCCAACGGUCAACGACCUGCUAAAAGAUUGCGUGGAAGUAGUGCCAGUAUCACCGGUAAUUUGGGCAAUGGUUUCAACAGCACUACGAGUCGUAAGGCUGUGAAAUCUCGCACCAAUUUUCGUAAUGUUAACGGUGAUGCGACACCCGCUUUUGAUGUCCCCACACUGGCAAGUGAUCCAAUUAGCUGGACUCCCCGGGAUUUGGAGAAGCAUCUAGAGGCGACAAAUUGCAUGGAACUUUGGCCUUGGCUUGCAGCCCAGGCGGUUGACGGUCAAGCAAUAAUGCUUCUUCCCUCGGCGCAGGAGCUACAAUCGGAGAUGGGUCUGGACUGGGAAAUGGCAGUAAAGAUAGCUCAACUUGCAGACGGCCUGAGAUUGGCCUAUCAAAAGCAGUACUGCAGCAAAAAUGCUGCAUAG